Messenger RNA from Acipenser ruthenus (sterlet), 1629 nucleotides. RefSeq names its product solute carrier family 25 member 47-A-like. Lineage: Eukaryota; Metazoa; Chordata; Actinopteri; Acipenseriformes; Acipenseridae. Gene Ontology annotation, biological process: mitochondrial ATP transmembrane transport; mitochondrial ADP transmembrane transport. Gene Ontology annotation, molecular function: ATP:ADP antiporter activity. The transcript is spliced from 6 exons. Gene Ontology annotation, cellular component: mitochondrial inner membrane; mitochondrion. The record is from RefSeq and is a predicted model, not a curated record. The coding region runs from base 229 to 1107 and encodes 292 amino acids.
AUGGCUGCGUACAAUAACAUGGGCAGCUGGUUCAGCAUCGACAUCCGAAUGGAUUCGGACAUUUUCGUAGGCGCUCGGAAGUACGCAGGUUUCUACCCCUACUGCCUUGGUGAAGUGGAUUUGAAACGAUUGUAAAGUGAUUUAGCUAGCGCCGGUUCUGUCCUUAUUUUAUUAAUACUGCACGCAGCUUCAGUGUUACGUGGUACGAUUCAGCGAGGUUAAAGAAGAAUGCAUUUUGCGGAUUUUGCAGCCGGGUCGAUCGGAGGAGCCCUAGGUGUGUUCGUGGGUUACCCCUUGGAUACAGUCAAGGUGAGACUGCAGACCCAGAGACACUACAAGGGGCUAUGGCACUGUGUUCACAGCAUCUACAAGACAGAGAGACUCAGUGGCUUCUUCAAAGGCGUGUCCAUGCCUGUGUCCACGGUGUCGGUGAGCUCGUCCGUGGCCUUCGGCACCUACAGGAACUGCCUGCAGUGCAUACAGCAGUGCCGCUACAGGAGUGGGGAUGCCAGGCCGGCUCACCUGGAUUUCUUUCUGUCUGGACUGGCAGCUGGCUCUGCACAGGUUGUGGUGAUGUCGCCUGCAGACGUAGUUAAAGUGCGACUGCAGACUCAGACGCAGCCUGAGCACGCUGUGCAGGGCUCCACCGCGAACGUGAAAGUGAAAUACCAAGGCCCCCUGCACUGCAUGGCGACUAUCGUCAGGGAGGAGGGCGUCUUUGGGCUUUACAGGGGGGCCCAUGCAAUGAUGCUCAAAGACGGGCCAUCGUUUGCUACCUACUUUCUAACCUAUAAUAUCUUCUGCGAGUGGCUGACACCGGCUGGGCAAAAGCAACCAGAGUGGUCAGGGGUGCUCCUGGCUGGAGGCUGUGCGGGGACGUGUGCCUGGGGUUUAGCCACCCCCAUGGAUGUGAUCAAGGCUCGGCUGCAGGCGGACGGCUUGGGGAAGAGAAGGUACAAUGGAGUAGUGAACUGCAUCACGCAGAGCGCCAGGCAGGAAGGGGCCAGGGUCUUCUUCAAGGGGCUGGGUCUGAACUGCGCCCGCGCUUUCCCAGUCAACAUGGUGGUGUUCGCUACAUACGAGAUGGUGCUGAAAUUAAUCCCAUAGCAAAACGCACACACAAGACGGGGCUCCGCACUGUUACGCAACUGGAAUCAGCUGUUAUUUCAAAGCAAGGAAACUGCUUGUGUUGCAGCGUUUUCCAAAGCUGGAGACGUAUUCAUGCAAUGUGCCUUUGCCAGCCACUUUAUCAAAUUGCACAUCGUUGAAGAAUCGAGAAAUGAUUAAAUAAAAUAAGGCUUCAGAGUAUAUCACUGCACUGAGAGAUUUCCGUGCAUCAGAAGCAUGGAGUUUGGGCACAAGGCUUGCGUGUUAAAAACACACACAGGAUUUCCUAUAGAAACUUGUCUUCACCUACCAAUGACAUUUCACAAAUAAUUCAAAACUGUGAAAUAUGCAGCUAAAGCAUUUCACCAAUCUGCCCUUGGUAUUUUAUUUAUUUAUUUCUAAAAGAGUUUGAAAAGAAUUGAAUUGUACAAAGAGUGUUUGUAUUUAUAUUUGAUCUAACCUACUAUUUAAAUAACUUGUAUAUUUAAGCAUAUUAAAGGUUUUAAAAAAACCAAACAUGGU